Molecule: messenger RNA, 332 nt
Organism: Rhipicephalus sanguineus (brown dog tick)
Lineage: Eukaryota; Metazoa; Arthropoda; Arachnida; Ixodida; Ixodidae
Source: RefSeq, a predicted model, not a curated record
CUGGCGCGCCGGCAGCAACAACCUCAUUGGCUUGCACGGCGUCGUCUGCACAGCCCGCGCCGUCGCCAACGAGAGCAGACCGCUACGGCAUUCUUGAGUCACACGACGAGUACAAGAUCGCGCCUUCGCUUCGGGCCCUCGGUGUCACUAACCACAAGGGAUAAACAUCGUCUGCCUAACAAUGGAGAACGCUGACGGUUUUGUCGACAUGGCGGACAUCCUGGACGAACUUGAAGGACACGACUCGACCAAAAAGGUUACAAAGUCUCCUUUGAAAGAAGCGCCGAAGCCAGCGGCCGGCUCAUCCGCCAAAAGUACGCCGUCUCAGAACG